This is a messenger RNA of Coregonus sp. 'balchen', 10978 nucleotides long. Lineage: Eukaryota; Metazoa; Chordata; Actinopteri; Salmoniformes; Salmonidae. The record is from the annotation of a GenBank genome assembly.
AUGGAUACUUCAAGAAUUGCAGUAAAUGGUGUUUCUUAUACCGAGGCAGCAGAGAUCUACAAACCACAUGCUGAUCCGUUCACUGGUCCAAUAACAAAUCUUGCACCUUGGAAUUUCGCAGUUUUGGCUACCUUGAUGUUUGUUAUAACAUCUCUGUCUCUCUUUGAAAAUUUCACUGUUAUGUUGGCCACAUACAAGUUCAAACAGCUGAGACAGCCCUUAAAUUAUAUCAUAGUUAAUUUAGCUCUCGCUGAUUUCCUUGUGUCACUCACCGGUGGAACAAUAAGUUUUCUAACAAACGCCAAAGGGUAUUUUUUCCUUGGAAAUUGGGCUUGCGUUUUGGAAGGUUUUGCUGUCACCUAUUUCGGUAAGUUCAGCAUGGAUUGUGGUUAUGUAUUUGAAUAAAUUAGCUGCUGGUGUAAUGGCACACUUGCUGCAGGUGUCAGUGUUGGAGCUGUUUAGAUUCCAAAGUGUAGCCAAAAAUAUAUAAUUUGAAAGUCAAAGACUGAUUGAUUGUUUGAUUGACUGUUUAUUUGUUUGUUUAUUUGAUUGGUUUCUUAGAGUGUUUUUUAAAGACAGCCCAAUAGAAGCCAUCCAUUUUUUGUAGUGCAGUUCUUUUAAAGCAUUUUGUUGCGGUGAAAAAUGAAACUAAAACUGAUGGUAAAAUGACACACAGACAGAUAUGAUCGUGUGAUAACAUUUUUUAAAAAUGUGAAUAAAUUAUCUAAUUUAGGAAACACAUACAUUGUUGUUCCACAACAUAGCCUUAUAGGCAACAGUGUCAACAGUGAAAACGGUUUAUUUGUUGCUGGGAAAGUAGGCUUAAGUAGGCUACAGUAGCUAUGUAGAAAUAGUUGUCCCUACGCAAAAUCUCAUUACAUCAGAAGGCAGUAAUCUGUAUAUUAUGACAACUUAAUCCAUUUGUUUUUGAGCUGGUUUGUAUGUAAGGUAUGCUGAGAGAGGUGCAGCCCCUGGAGAGAGUAUGCCACAAACGCAGUAGUGGGUUAUUUCCCUGCUGGUCUGAGGGAUAUGCAUCGGCAGUCUAGGUUAGGGAUUAUGACAUUCAAUAAAGGUUUGAGUUUCAAAAGCUUUCAGGGAAGUAUUUAGACUUCAGAGAACAUGUUGCCCAGUCUCAUAUGUCUUUGGGGAUUAGUGUGUAUUAGUUGAUCGUGAUGGAAUAGAAUCAAGAUAGACUAUACACAAGUUGCUGUUCUGAUCCCACAGGAUAAAUGGUCAAACCCUCUGUUCAUUUUUUAGGUCAAAGAAGGUUCCUUAAAUGCACACAGCUGUAUGUAUUGUUAACAUAAUAAGUAUACCUGUGUAAUAACAUUGUCAUUACAUUAGUAACAGCAUUGUAUUAACAUAAAACAUGAGCAUAUUAUUAGUAUUGCAAUGGAGUUGAGCAGUUUUUAUGAGUACAAAAAAGGAAUGGGGGCUGCUCCUUAUUUCACAUGGGACCCAAAUAGCACUUAUUUGGGUCCUUUAUAUACUUUUCUACAACAACAAUUCUGAAUCAAAUGUAGUGUUAAGGAGAGAGUAAGGGUACUGUAGCUGUGCCCCAGAGACGGUGGUAAUUAAGCAAGCCUUUGAGAGUGAGUUAUUACUGUAAUUAACAUUAACAUUUACGACUUACAAAUUGGUGCAUUCAACUUAUAAUAGCCAGUGGGACAACCACUUUUUUUUAUGGGGGUGUGGGGGAGGGGGGGGGGGGGGGGGGUGGUAGAAGGAUUACUUUGAUACUAUUCCAGGUAUUCCUUAAAGAGGUAGGGUUUCAAUUGUCUCCGGAAGGUGGUCAGUGACUCCGCUGUCCUGGCGUCGUGGGGGAGCUUAAGCACAGCUUUUUCACUCCAUUAGGAAGCAGCCUAAUGUACCUUUACUGCGCCAUUAGCCUAUUUUAGGUAAGUGUACCUCAAUAUUUACCUCUUACAUGGAUUAUAGAUAUCCUGCUAAUUACUGUAGCUGUAGCUAUACCCUAAGUGCUGUCACAUUUGAAUUGAGAUAACUCAAGAAUGUCUCCCUCGGCCUGUGGCUCCAUGUAAGAUCUCACCUCGUGGAGUUGCAAUGAUCAUGAGAACGGUGAGGAAUCAGCCCAGAACUACACGGGAGGAUCUUGUCAAUGAUCUCAAGGCAGCUGGGACCAUAGUCACCAAGAAAACAAUUGGUAACACACUACGCCGUGAAGGACUGAAAUCCUGCAGCGCCCGCAAGGUCCCCUUGCUCAAGAAAGCACAUAUACAGGCUCGUCUGAAGUUUGCCAAUGAACAUCUGAAUGAUUCAGAGGAGAACUGGGUGAAAGUGUUGUGGUCAGAUGAGACCAAAAUUGAGCUCUUUGGCAUCAACUCAACUCGCCGUGUUUGGAGGAGGAGGAAUGCUGCCUAUGACCCCAAGAGCACCAUCCCCACCGUCAAACAUGGAGGUGGAAACAUUAUGCUUUAGGGGUGUUUUUAUGCUAAGGGAAAAGGACAACUUCACCGCAUCAAAGGAACGAUGGACUGGGCCAUGUACCAACAAAUCUUGGGUGAGAACCUCCUUCCCUCAGCCAGAGCAUUGAAAAUGGGUCGUGGAUGGGUAUUCCAGCAUGACAAUGACCCAAAACACACGGCCAAGUCAACAAAGGAGUGGCUCAAGAAGAAGCACAUUAAGGUCCUGGAGUGGCCUAGCCAGUCUCCAGACCUUAAUCCCAUAGAAAAUCUGUGGAGGGAGCUGAAAGUUUGAGUUGCCAAACGUCAGCCUCGAAACCUUAAUGACUUGGAGAAGAUCUGCAAAGAGGAGUGGGACAAAAUCCCUCCUGAGAUGUGUGCAAACCUGGUGGCCAACUACAAGAAAAGUCUGACCUCUGUGAUUGCCAACAAGGGUUUUGCUACCAAGUACUAAGUCAUGUUUUGCAGAGGGGUCAAAUACUUAUUUCCCUCAUUAAAAUGCAAAUCAAUUUAUAACAUUUUUGACAUGCGUUUUUCUGGAUUUCUUUGUUGUUAUUCUGUCUCUCACUGUUCAAAUAAACCUACCAUUAAAAUUAAAGACUGAUCAUUUCUUUGUCAGUGGGCAAACAUACAACAUCAGCAGGGGAUCAAAUACUUUUUUCCUCACUGUAGCUUAGAACGGACAACCAGUCCUUUUACAUAGCAACAUUACCAAAAUAACUAGACAGACUAUACUGUAUCUUCUUCUCAAAAUAAAGUUUUUAAUGAAAAUAUGUAAUUUAUUGUUAUUUUAAUGUUAGUAAUCGUUUUAUUAAAAGCAAUAAGGCACGCAAGUCAGUGCUUUGUAAUGAAUAACAGGUAAAUGGGUUAAGUAGUGAUGUGGCUUCUGGGUCCUACAUAAUGCCCUGUGACUGUAUCUUCUUUCAGGGAUUGUGGCUAUGUGGUCCCUGGCGGUCCUGUCCUUCGAGCGCUACUUUGUGAUCUGCCGGCCUCUAGGGAACGUCCGUCUGAGGGGGAAGCAUGCAGCACUGGGCCUGCUGUUCGUCUGGACCUUCUCCUUCAUCUGGACUAUCCCUCCUGUGUUCGGCUGGUGCAGCUACACUGUCAGCAAGAUUGGCACCACCUGCGAGCCCAACUGGUGAGAGGCAACUGAGAGCAGAGAGCACACAUCCUAUAGUAAACAUACAGCAACAUAAACCUCUUGUUUGUAUCAUACAUGCACGUAGGUACACACAGGUCAUUAUUGAAUAGCAGUGGCAUUUUCUAAUUGCAGUGGCAUUUGGGCAUGGCAAAAAUGGUUGUAUGAACUACAGAUAGCCCCUUUAAAUGAGUAGUUAACAUUGUCAUAAAAUGACUGGGCCAUAUAGAAAAUGGUGGUAAUGUCAUUCAAAUGUUUAUGGUCUACUUUCCUCUGUCCUCAGGUACUCCAACAACAUUUGGAAUCACACCUACAUCAUCACCUUCUUUGUGACCUGCUUCAUAAUGCCCUUGGGGGUGAUCAUCUACUGCUAUGGGAAGCUCCUACAGAAGCUGAGGAAGGUCAGUUCCCAUAUAGACUACUGGAACUACUGGGAGAGGAUGCAACUGAACCAAAGUAGUCAUUGGCUGACUAGCAAGCACAUGCUUGGGCAUAUGUUUUGUUCUAGGAAUUGUUUAGCCAUUAUGUCCUGGUGUAUUCAAGCCUUUCAGGUCAAUUCUUAAAGUCCAGUGUAGCUCUGUUGGUAGAGCAUGGCGCUUGCAACGCCAGGGUUGUGGGUUUGAUUCCCACGGGGGACCAGUAUGAAAAUGUAUGCACUCAAUAACUGUAAGUCGCUCUGGAUAAGAGCGUCUGCUAAAUAACUAAAAUGUUAAAGUCUUUAAAUGAACUCAAACAACAGACUUUAUAGCUCAAUAACCAAAGCUGUUUGUUGCCACGUCAAUCCUCAGGUGUCCCGUGGCAGGCUGGGUAACGCCAAGAAACCGGAGCGUCAGGUGAGCCGCAUGGUGGUGGUGAUGAUCGUUGCUUACCUGGUGGGCUGGACACCCUACGCAGCCUUUUCCAUCAUUGUCACAGCCUGUCCCACCAUCUACCUGGACCCGAGACUGGCUGCCGCACCCGCUUUCUUCUCCAAGACGGCUGCAGUCUACAACCCAGUCAUCUACGUCUUCAUGAACAAACAGGUAUCUCACUCUUUUCCUCCUGAACGCAUGGCUACUUAUGACAUUCUCUGGCUUGUUCAUUUCAUUGGAAGCUAACACAUUAUGGAUCUGUGAUAUUGCUGUUAUUAUUGUUGUCCAAGGGUAUAGACAACCAUUCCCAGGUGUACUGGGAAUAAGGCCAGGAUACAAUCAGAUCAACAGUAACACGCGUUAUCCGUGUGUUAAACACAUCGUUUGUGAUUGCUUUUGUUUUGGCGGUGUCGGAGGUGUAACUAUGUUAGAGCUGUCAAAUCCACAAGCGGCUGCUGGCGUUACCGAUCGCGGACAUGCCAUUGGAUGCACUGAAUUGCAUUAGUAGAAAUCCCAUGCAGCUACAUUACAACAUUUUAACACUGGAAUGUGUUAGAUAAUUUACACCUCGGUUAGGCUUCUAUAAAUCCCUAGUAUUGGUUUAAUGAUUUUAAAUUUGAGUGUCAUUAUUUCUAUAUAGCAUACACUUUCUCAUUCUGAACUUCUAACGCGGGUCGGAUUUAAGGACAGGUGUGGUUUCAUGACAAUUACCACAAGAGCAGCCACUUACCGAUUUGACAGCUCUAACGCAAUUACACCGCUGACACGCCUAAACAAAAGCAAUGAUAAAUUAUGUGUUUGUCGGCUAACAUGGGUUACUGCUGAUCUGAUUUAAUCCUGGCCUAAAUUUCUUAUGAAUUCUCUAAAUUCUGCAAUAUGAAUGGAAAUACAAUUCGGCCGUUUUCAGGAGAAAACAUGCCCACCAGUUCUCUGACAGGUUGUGGCAAGUCUCACUCAACUGACACAGAGCUGAGAGGCAUCAUCAAUCGUUAGUCCUGGGAUGAAAGCCUUUGAGGAAAACUCAGCUGACAGUUAUUUUUCAGCCUGUUGUUGUUGGGUGUUAGCCUGUCCUUAAAUAAUGUAUGGUGUAUGAAUAAAUUACAUGUGAAAUCCAGAUUGUAGAACUGUCCAUGCUGGAUGGCUGCUUUAAAAAUGCAUCAGUUCCUCGAUCCGCAGGCAAGUACCAGUUUGUUUUGCAAUUAUAAAAAGGUAUUCUGCACAUUGAGCAUGGGAUAUGCGCUAUACAAAUGCAUUAUUGUUAUUAUCAGCGGUUCUUGAUUUCUCUUGCUCCUCUGCUCAUUAAAAGGGAGAUUUACAGUGCAUUCGGAAAGUAUUCAGACCCCUUGACUUUUUCCACAUUUUGUUACGUUACAGCCUUAUUCCAAAAUGGAUUUAAAACAAAAAAUCCUCAUCAAUCUACAUACAAUACCCCAUAAUGACAAAACAAAAACAGGUUUUUAGAAAUGUUGGCAAAUGUAUUAAAAAUAAGAAACUGAAAUAUAACAUUUACAUAAUUAUUCUGACCCUUUACUCAGUACUUUGUUGAAGCACCUGUGCGUACAGCCUUGAGUCUUCUUGGGUAUGACGCUACAAGCUUGGCACACCUGUAUUUGGGGAUUUUCUCCCAUUAUUUUCUGCAAUUCCUCUCAAGCUCUGUCAGGGUGGAUGGGGAGCGUCGCUGCACAGCUAUUUCCAGGUCUCUCCAGAGAUGUUUGAUCGGGUUCAAGUCCAGGCUCUGGCUGGGCCACUCAAGGACAUUCCGAGACUUGUCCCGAAGCCACUCCUUCGUUGUCUUGGCUGUGUGCUUAGGGUCGUUGUCCUGUUGGAAGGUGGACCUUCGCCUGAGCGCUCUGAAGCAGGUUUUCAUCAAGGAUCUCUCUGUACUUUGCUCCGUUCAUCUUUCCCUCUAUCCUGACUAGUCUCCUAGUCCCUGUCGCUGAAAAACAUCCCCAAAGCAUGUUGCUGCCACCACCAUGCUUCACUGUAGGGAUGGUGCAAGGUUUCCUCCAGACGUUACGCUUGGCAUUCAGGUCAAAGAGUUCAAUCUUGGUUUCAUCAGACCAGAUAAUCUUUUUUUCUCAUGGUCUGAGAGUCCUUUAGGCUGUCAUGUGCCUUUUACUGAGGAGUGGCUUCCAUCUGGCCACUCUACCAUAAAGGCCUGAUUGGUGGAGUGCUGCAGAGAUGGUUGUCCUUCUGGAAGGUUCUCCCAUCUCCACAGAGGAACUCUGGAGCUCUGUCAGAGUGACCAUCGGGUUCUUGGCCACCUCCCUGACCAAGGCCCUUCUCCCCCGAUUGCUCAGUUUGGCUGGGCGGCCAGCUCUAGGAAGAGUCUUGGUGGUUCCAAACUUCUUCUAUUUAAGAAUGAUGGAGGCCACUGUGUUCUUGUGGAUCUUCAAUGCUGCAGAAUAUUUUUGGUACCCUUCUCCAGAUCUGUGCCUCAACAUAAUCCUGUCUCGGAGCUCUACGGACCAGUCAUUCGACCUCAUGGCUUGGUUUUUGCUCUGACAUGCUCUGUCAACUGUGAGACCUUAUAUAGACAGAUGUGUGCCUUUCCAAAUCAUGUCCAAUCAAUUGAAUUUACCACAUGUGGACUCCACUCAAGUUGUAGGAACAUCUCAAGGAUGAUCAAUCGAAACAUGCUGCACCUGUGCUCAAUUUCAAGUCUCAUAGCAAAGGGUCUGAAUACUUAUGUAUUAUGGGGUAUUUUGUGUAGAUUGAUGAGGGGAAAAAACAGUUUAAUCAAUUUUAGAAUAAGGCUGUAACGUAACAAAAUGUGGAAAAAGUAAAGGGGUCUGAAUACUUUCCGAAUGCACUGUAGAUUUAGAUUUACGCAAAGCCACAAUGAAUUUGGUCAGUGAUAAACAUUAAAAUACAAAGCCUCAUGCGCGUGCUUUCUCGUUCCCAUUGUGGUGAUAAAGAUGGUUUCUCGGGACUGAUGGCUUCUAUGGCGACCAAAUAGAGCCAAAUAAAUAGUAUUCUCUCUGAUAUAUGGCCCAUUUAGGACAUCAAAAAUCUUUACAUUCAGCACAAAACAGACAGGUGUCAACUUUCACUUCCAGGCUGCAUGUAUAUGCGCAAGUAGCGAGAGGAAUGGGAACGAUAAACCUUUCACUUGAUUCCAACCAAAUAGAAUAGAACAUUGCGGAUAAAGUUUGAAAUGACACAAUUUCAUGUUUACAACAUCUAAAGACCUGCAUCACUAUACUGGGAUCUUUGCCGUUUCUAAAAAGUGGUAUUUGGGUGUUUUUUAAAAAUGUAUUCAUGUUUUCUGCAUGCCCUCAUACUGCCAAAUGAGCCUGAGGUCUAUCACUGUGGUGGGGUAUGUUUUUUAAAACCAAGUAAAAUCACAAAAACAGUGUCUACAAACUUCAAUAGCAUGCUGUUUACAUAAAAAUGAGAUCUGGUUUUAAAAAACCUGAACGUAAGUAAAUACUUGGUUAACUGUCCUGUAUAGUAUACUGUAUUGGUCAGGGAGAUUUUGGUCACCCGGUGGGAGUCUGCAUGAAUUCUGCCUGUCCAUCUGACUGGCUGCUCCACUUUAGAUCUGUCCUGUAAAUAGGUCACUGUAUUUAUAAAAGAGCAGGAGAUGUGAAUAAAUGUAAAUAAGGACAGCUAGCAGGCAGAUCCUGAUUUCAACAUAUCUCAGAGGUAGGACAGUUGUAAAAGUCAACUGACCUCAAGCAAUGGGGUGGUCUGUGUGGAAGUUACAUAAUAGUGUUAGAGAGACUUAGGAGGCUUAGGAUGACUUCUAUACAGUAAAGCAGAUUCAUACCAUAGACAGGUGCAAAGUAUAUCAUACACAGGUCACAGCAAGGUCAAGGAGGAACAUUCUACCAUUAUCCUUUGAUAUUUCUUAAAAGAAAGGGCUUUGAUCUUACAAGGCCAGUCCCUCAAAAUACAAAUGAAGAACCACUGUCCCCAAAGAUCAAAGUUGUCAGGCAGAAGUUGUUGAAUAAUAAUUGAGCAAAUUAAGUAUUGUCUGUGGCUGUGUAAUGUAAAUAUGGUUGGCAUGCCAUAGUCUCUCUAUUGUGCCAUAUGGCAUCUUGGGACUGUACUCUGCCCAGUCCCAUAGAGGGGCACAGACACAUGAUUGAAACAUUGUGAAGCCUGAAGAGAAUGAACAUUUGGGAAUGACUUGAUUGACAGGACUCCUACUUUAGUGCAUUAUCAAGGAGCAUCUCCUUCCCGUCCUCCUCUCUCCUCACUCCUCCAUCUCUCUCUCUCUAAGCUGAUUGGGAUGUGCUUUGUUCAGCCCUGGCUCUGCGGGUUUGGAGGGGUACUUCUGACUGUUGCACAAAGGCCCAUGAGCCUUGUUGUGAAGGCUAUUAGAGAAAGUUGGCUACAGUGCAAUCCCAGCCAGAGACAUAAAGAUCUUUCUUUGAUCCAAGCACAACUUUCACUGCACAGAAGCAGCUACUGCAUUGAGAAAGGGAUCAUUGCAGAGGUAUGCUUGACACAGUACACCCUGCUAGCGUUACAUAAUGUGUACUCAUGUCCUUGGCAAGAUGAAAGACAAUUUGUUAGGAGAAUGCAAGUACAUCCUGCUCUGUACCAUACUACUACAACUACUACUACUACUACUACUACUAAUAAUAAUAAUAUUAUUAUAUGCCAUUUAGCAGAAGCUUUUAACCAAAACAACAGUUUUACGUAUGGGUGGUCCCGAGAAUCGAACCCACUAUUCUGGCAUUGCAAGUGAUAUGCACUACCAACUGAGCUAUACAGGACCACUGUACCACUCACCAAAGCUCUUCUGACACACAAUCCUGCUGUCUAUGUCCAGUGCACAGAAAUAUGGGAAUUCAAAUGUGUCCUCCAUUUAGCUGAGAAGUGUGAAAGGUUUAUGAUAUUUGCCUUCUUCAUUUUGGAAAAUCAUCUAGCCUCCAGAAUAGACUUUCAAUGGGACAGAAAAAGUGUUUGGUGACGUUAUUUUGCUCAAGCCAUUCAUAAUUCCAUUAAGGUGACACAUUUAUGACCUUAUACUUGGUAUGACACAUUCUGUAGCUUAGUGCCAUAGUUGCUUUCUUGUUGUCUUUUGGAACAUCAAGCGAACACAUUUGUCAAACAAACACUUAAAUGGAUUCUCUGCUAAAGCCUUAAAGAUGUCAAGGUCAGUGGACAAAACACUGUGAAUCUGAAGUGAAAAUCCAUUUGAGAAUGGGCCGGGAUUCAAUCCGAUCAUGGGUUGUAGACAAUGCAACUUUUAAAGGCAAUCUUCCCACGUUCGGGGAGAUUGCUUUCACGGCAAAUGCAGUAUCCCACUGGGCAAAAAUUAGUUGAAUCAAUGAUGUUUCCACGUCAUUUCAACCAAAAUAAUCAAUGUGAUGACGUUGAAUCAACAUGGAAAAGUACUCAACAUAAGGGUAUUUUGUCUUUUUUCACCCAACUUAUAACAUAAUUCCAAUGACAUGUUGAAUCUUUGUAUUUAUUUCACAUCAGCUGAAAACUCAACCAAAUCUAAAUCAAAACUAGAAGUUAAACUGAUGUCGGUUCCUAGUGGGAUAUGUCGUCUCAAUCUGAAAUUCCCUUUAAAAACAGCAUUGUCUACCUGCGAUUUAAUUGAAUCCCAGCCAUAGUGUUUAUUUUCAGCAGCCUUUGGAAAGUAAAGAUGUGAGAAGCAUUAGCUUGGACUUGAUGUUGAAAUGGAAACUUCAAUAGUGGCACGGGUCAUGCUUGAAUUUGCUGGGGGUGAUGCAUUGAGGGUUUUCCUGGAAUCUGCUUUUGGGCCAGAAAAAGCUCACAAAAAGGUCAGUCAUGUAAGGUAAUGUGGAAACAAGUAAUGAUUCAGAGCUUUUUAUAGUUUUUUCUCCCACCCUUUUAGACAAAAUUGGCUUUGAAGCUUGUGUUCUUUUAUCAAGGACAGCAUUGACAGGCCAUUGAUGUGUACCCUUCAGCAGUAGGGUUGUGGUCAGUACUCCAUCCUAUCUGCCUUUUAAACAAAUAGCAAAAAGCAAUGGGAUUGUUGCAAUAUGUGCUGAGCAUCUCUUGAUAAGUAUGAUACAUAUCUCCUACCCGCACAGCCAUGUAACUGUCUACCGCUUAUCUGCUUCUUUUUAAGAGGAGCUACAGUAUCCUGACAGUUCAGAUCGCCACUUAUUGCCUUGCAGUGUGAUAUCACCUUAUCACCUGGGUCCUGUUCAUAAGGCACCAAUCAGAAGCAUACAUGUUAAGAAACAAUGAAUGUGCUUUUUGAACUUGUCCAAAAAUAACAUUUAUUUAAUUUCUGUUUUAAAAUGUUUUUCCCCCUUCGUACUGAAUGAACACUGCCUUCACUGGCUGUCUGACAUUUUCUUUUUGAUGGGCUGUUCUAAUGCCCUUUGACCUUUGUCCAGUUCAGGAAGUGCCUGAUCCAGCUCUUUACCGGCAAGCCUGUGCCAGAGAACAUGAACACGACAUCGCAGCGACCGGGAAUGACGGGGGAGAGCUGCACGGGGGGCGAGAUGUCAGCCAUUGCUGCCCGCAUCCCGGUCUGCGGCAACGCUCAGCCUAAGAAUGAGGAGGAGUCCCCCAGCGAGUGCAGUUCCUUCGCCCAGCUGCCGAUCCCAGAGAACAAAGUCUGCCCCAUGUAG